Aspergillus pseudonomiae is the source of this 957-nucleotide messenger RNA. RefSeq lists its product as uncharacterized. The transcript has a single exon. NCBI's taxonomy places the organism in Eukaryota, Fungi, Ascomycota, Eurotiomycetes, Eurotiales, Aspergillaceae. The record is from RefSeq and is a predicted model, not a curated record. The coding region runs from base 1 to 957 and encodes 318 amino acids.
AUGAAAGUUGCAGACGGCGGUUGGACCAUUCUUUAUGGAGAUCUUAUCAACGAAUGGGAUGUAGUUACGGGUCUUGCCUCUAUCCCCAUCGGCGCCGCUGGUGUCUGGGCUUCCGAGCAGAUUCAAGCUCAACUGCAGAAAUUUCAACAAAGUCUGAGUGAUGUGUCCGAUGAUGUGGUCAAUCAGGCAACGAACUAUCUGAAACAACUAAUACGAAACAAGUCCCUCGACGAGCAAGAUUUUGAUGGAUUAGGAGUCAACCCUGGAAUUAUCACAUAUAAACGUUGGUUGGAAUUCCCUUUUGGGCUCAAGACUGACCUGCCGGACAACUAUCAACCGUACGUUGGUUUACGCAUCACCAAGCCUCUACCUCCAAAAGUGCCAACUAUUACAAAGAGUAUAAUGGAGAACAAAUUAACCGCUGUUUCUUGGGGCAAAGAUCACCUUGUGGUUUUUGUUGUUGGGGCUGACACUGCUUGUUGGUGCAGGGUAUGGGAUGGAGUCCGAUGGGAAAAUUGGGAGACGCUCGGUGGCAAGUCUCUUAGUUCUGUCACAGCAGUGAGCCGGGGACGCGGUCGAAUCGACCUUUUUGGAAUUGGUGUCAGCAAUGCUUGCUACCACAAAUGGUGGGAGGGAACCUGGGGGCCAUCUGAGACAGAAUGGCAGGAACUAGGUGGAGUGUUCACCAGUCCUAUCCAUGCUGUCAGCUGGGGGCCAAAUCGACUGGACUUGUUUGGCCGCGGACAAGACAAUAUCUGCCUUCAUAAGUGGUGGGAUGGUGCAAGGGAUGGGUGGUUUGGGUGGGAGUUGCUACAUGGCGUUUUGCUAGGUGGUCCUCCCACAGCCGUAAGUCUGAACGGGCUGGAUGUCUUCGCUACCGGGACUGAUAAUGCUUGCUACCAUGGAUGGUGGGACGGGAGUGAGUGGAAAGCAUGGGAAUCCUUGGGAAAUAUUUAG